UGUGCAUAGGCGGAAGCGCCUCUCAUCUGUCAAGCUACAAGCGACUAAGCGGUGAAGUUUUAGUUGAAGUGCAAGAAUUAGCUUCACAGAUUCAGUGCAUACUUUUCAAUAUAGUUAAAAAUGGAAGGCCAGCGCUGGUUGCCUUUGGAAGCUAACCCCGAUGUAAUGAACCAAUUCCUGCGGCAGCUGGGUCUGCAGCCGAGCUGGCAGUUUGGGGACGUGUACGGUCUGGAUCCAGAGCUGCUCAGCAUGGUUCCCAGGCCUGUGAGCGCGGUCCUGCUCCUGUUCCCCGUGACAGACAAGUAUGAAACCUUCAGGAUGGAGGAGGAGGUGAAGAUCAGGGCGCAGGGUCAGCAGGUCAACCCCGACGUGUACUUCAUGAGGCAGACGAUAGGCAACGCCUGCGGCACCAUCGGCCUGAUCCACGCCGUGGCCAAUAACCAGGCCCGUCUGGACUUCGAACCAGAUUCUGCCCUGAAGAAGUUUCUGGUGCAGUCCAGUUCCCUCAGUCCAGAAGAUAAGGCCACUUUCCUUGAGAAAGACGAGAGUAUUCGUGUCACGCACGAGUCCAGCGCGCAGGAAGGACAGACAGAGGCCCCGAGUUUAGAUGAAAAAGUGGACUUGCAUUUUAUUGCAUUUGUGAAUGUCGGGGGGAGUCUGUAUGAGCUGGACGGCCGCAAGCCCUUCCCAAUCGCCCAUGGGAAAACCACAGAGGACACUUUCCUUGAGGACGCGACGGCAGUCUGUCAGAGAUUCAUGGCGCGAGACCCGGAUGAGCUGCGCUUCACCGUCGUCGCGCUCUCCAAGGCGUGAAGCCCAACGGUCUUCCGCGCGACCCUCUGCUGUCAACCCCAAUUUAAAAUUACUGCCAAUCCUUCGCAAGUGCUGAAAGUAUUAGGAAAUUAGCGUUUCUAUGGAGAUAGAGUAAUACUGAACAAGGGAAGAAUAGACAUGUUAUAUUUAUGCAAGUCUGUUCCUGAUUUCUCUCAAGAUUUUGCUGGCCAGCUUCACGAAAAUGGAUUAUUUAAAAAACUAAUUAUCCAGCCACUUCCUACCAGAAUAAAAUAAUCGCUUGUGCUGUGGGAUUAUGAGUACAAUUAUGGGUGAACAUUACUGAACAUAACGGUUUGUGUUUGGAUGUCAGCACUUCAGUAUUAAUGUAGUUCAACUUGCAGUCAGACUGCCCCUAAACUAAACUUAACAGCGGUUCUCAUUUAGAUCUAAGAUUGUGAGGUACCUUACAUAUAUUGAGAGGGUAAAAACUGACAGAGAUUUGAUGCAUGUGUGCUAUUAUUUAUAUGCCUAAUUUCCAUGUGUGCCACACAAGAACAAUUGUGAUUUUUUUUUUCUCAACAAAAUGAAUAAAUUUUCUUGAUCUCUUGUUGACACUGCU
Messenger RNA from Conger conger (European conger), 1393 nucleotides. RefSeq names its product ubiquitin carboxyl-terminal esterase L3 (ubiquitin thiolesterase) (gene uchl3). Gene Ontology annotation, cellular component: cytoplasm. Gene Ontology annotation, molecular function: cysteine-type deubiquitinase activity. The record is from RefSeq and is a predicted model, not a curated record. Gene Ontology annotation, biological process: ubiquitin-dependent protein catabolic process; protein deubiquitination. The coding region runs from base 121 to 813 and encodes 230 amino acids. Lineage: Eukaryota; Metazoa; Chordata; Actinopteri; Anguilliformes; Congridae. The transcript is spliced from 9 exons.